This is a messenger RNA of Punica granatum (pomegranate), 3274 nucleotides long. NCBI's taxonomy places the organism in Eukaryota, Viridiplantae, Streptophyta, Magnoliopsida, Myrtales, Lythraceae. The record is from RefSeq and is a predicted model, not a curated record.
UCCGACGACGGUACAUGUCCGAAGCCUUGCCCAACCCCAAGUACGAAGCUUCACCACUUCAUUCAUUUCAUUUCAACCCAGGGAAAGAUUUUUUAUUUUUAUUUUUUAAAUCAAGAUCUGACGUACCCCUCUCCCCCUCCGAUCGUUCUCGAUCGAUUGACUGGACCGUUUGGGUGGAAAAUUUACCCCCUUCCCACACUCGCUCCUAACAUAAUUUCGGCCCCCCGACAGCUCUCUCCUCCCCAUUUGCUUAAAAAUCGGAGCUUUCCUUGCUGGGAGUUCUGGAUUUCCUUCUGACAAAGGGCGAGUUGAAGGGUUGUUGGGAAAGGAGAGGAAGAAUAAAAAAAUCAGCUUUCUUGCUUCGCUCUUUCAAUCAGAUGCCAUCUAUGAACGUGAGCCAGUUCAGUAAGGUUCAGAGGAGGAGAGACAGAGAAGGAGAUAUUUAUUGAUAUAUAAAUAUAAGUAAUAUAGCAGGGCAAGUUCUUCAGUGGCCUUUUACUGCCGCCAAAAGGGCCCCUUUCUCCUCCGUGUUAGCUUUAUAAUUUCAGAUUCUCUUCUCCGUCUGUCUGUCUGUCUCUCUCUCUCUCUCUCUUUGUGUGGGAGUCUCUUUCUUUCUCGUCAAGGCUGCUGUUGGGCUCCUCAGAGGUAAUUCAAUUCAAUCUCAGAUGUGGAUGUGUUUGACGGUGCUGAUGGGUGGUGUUGUUGGAUGCUUGUGAUUAUGCUAAUGAGCCUUGGCUUGGAGAUUUUGAGGGUCUGAUUCUGUUGCUGAUCAGACAUGAGGGGUGCUGUCUUCGUGGCCCUUGCUGCCACCAUCGGCAACUUCCUUCAAGGAUGGGAUAAUGCCACCAUCGCAGGCUCCAUUGUGUACAUAAAGGAGGACCUGGCCCUAGAAACCACCGUGGAAGGCUUGGUCGUUGCUAUGUCCCUAAUUGGAGCCACCGUGAUCACAACCUGCUCAGGAGUGAUUUCCGAUUGGAUUGGACGGCGCCCAAUGCUUAUUCUCUCAUCGGUCCUCUACUUCGUCAGCGGCUUAGUGAUGCUGUGGUCCCCGAAUGUUUAUGUCCUCUUGCUAGCCCGUCUGCUGGACGGGUUUGGUAUUGGGCUCGCUGUCACCCUUGUCCCAGUUUACAUUUCCGAGACAGCCCCUUCUGAAAUAAGAGGGCAGUUGAAUACUCUCCCUCAGUUUACGGGUUCAGGAGGGAUGUUUUUGUCGUACUGUAUGAUAUUUGGGAUGUCUCUGGAAACCAGUCCAAGCUGGAGGCUGAUGCUUGGGGUGCUUUCAAUUCCUUCGAUGAUUUAUUUUGUGUUGACGGUUUUCUACCUUCCUGAGUCUCCAAGGUGGCUCGUCAGUAAGGGGAGGAUGAGUGAGGCGAAGAAGGUUCUUCAACAACUUCGCGGCAGGGAGGACGUUUCAGGUGAGCUGGCAUUACUAGUUGAAGGUCUUGGAAUCGGGGGAGAGACAUCAAUCGAGGAGUACAUAAUAGGAGCAGCUGAUGAAUUAGGCGAUGAUCACGAGCUCGCCACUGACAAGGACAAGAUCAAGCUGUACGGGUCUCAGCAGGGACUCUCGUGGGUAGCGAAACCUGUGAAGGGAGGGCAGAGCUCGCUCGCCCUGGUCUCUCGACAGGGAAGCUUAGCUCUGAUGGACCCGAUGGUGACCCUCUUUGGCUCGGUCCAUGAGAAGCACCCUGAGACGGGAAGCAUGAGGAGCAUGCUGUUCCCGAACUUUGGAAGCAUGUUUAGUAUGGCGGACCAGCACCAUAAGCCCGAGGAGAGGUGGGACGAGGAAAGCUUGCAGAGGGAAGGAGAGGGAGAGGGAUAUGCCUCUGAGGGAGGUGAGGGAGGAGAUUCGGAUGAUAAUCUGCGCAGCCCAUUGAUUUCGCGUCAGACGACGAGUCUAGAGAAGGAGAUGGGAGCCCCACCACCACCAUCCCAUGGCAGUGUCCUGAGCAUGAGGAGGCACAGCAGCCUCGUGCAGGGAGGAGAAGCAGGAGCCACAGGGAUCGGUGGCGGGUGGCAGUUGGCGUGGAAAUGGGAAGAGAGGGAAGGCGAGGACGGGAAGAAGGAAGGUGGGUUCAGGAGGGUCUACCUGCACGAGGAAGGAGGCCCAGGAUCCCAUCGUGGCUCCCUCACCUCAAUCCCUGGUGGGCCUGAGGUUUCUGUCGAUGGGGAGUACGUGCAGGCUGCUGCUCUUGUGAGUCAGCCCGCUCUUUACUCUAAGGAGCUACUGGAGCAGCACCCCGUGGGACCUGCUAUGGUCCACCCAUCCCAGACCGCCUCGAAGGGGCCCAUCUGGGCUGCACUUCUCGAGCCUGGAGUUAAGCACGCGUUGUUCGUCGGGAUGGGGAUUCAGAUUCUUCAGCAGUUCUCAGGUAUCAACGGGGUGCUCUACUACACGCCGCAAAUCCUUGAAGAAGCUGGGGUAGAAGUCCUGCUGGCGGACUUGGGCCUUGGAACCAAUUCCGCCUCAUUCCUCAUCAGUGCAUUCACGACCUUACUCAUGCUUCCUUGCAUCGCUGUGGGCAUGAGGCUCAUGGACACCUCGGGAAGGAGGACUCUGCUCCUCACCACGAUCCCUGUCCUCGUCGUCACGCUCAUAAUUCUAGUCAUCUUCGAGCUCGUGACAAUAAGCUCCGUGGUGAAUGCUGUGAUCUGCACUGUCUGUGUGAUAGUCUACUUCUGCUGCUUCGUGAUGGCCUACGGGCCCAUCCCCAACAUCCUCUGCUCCGAGAUCUUCCCCACGCGAGUGCGAGGACUUUGCAUCGCUAUCUGCGCCCUCGUGUACUGGAUCGGCGACAUCAUCGUGACCUACACGCUUCCUGUCAUGCUCACUUCCAUUGGCCUUUCAGGCAUAUUUGGGAUAUAUGCAAUCGUCUGCGUGAUCUCGUGGAUCUUCGUGUUCCUGAAGGUCCCCGAGACAAAGGGGAUGCCCCUCGAGGUAAUCACGGAGUUCUUCUCCGUAGGGGCGAGGCAAGCGUCUGCAGCAAAGCUCGCAUAGGUUGGAAUCAUGUUUAAUGGUCAGGGUCUUAUCUCGGGGUUUCAUUAGGAAGAAGAGGAGGAGAUCAUAUUUUUCUCGUAGGAGAAUUUUGCAGAUUUAUUCGUAUAAUGCGAGAUCGAAUAUGCAUUCCGAUUCGUUCGAUCAGUUGGAUUUGAUUAUUUAUUUCUCCUUUCGCUGUAAUUGUUCCCUCUUUUUUACCUAAACAGUUUGCUGAAGAAAAUCAACCACUUUUAAUUUUCUUGGAGCAUAACUAAUAUUAGCUCCGCGCACGCGAAA